AUGGACCAGAGAUCAGCCGACAAUCGACAGAUGGAGGACAGGCUGAACUCAUCUUCUCGUCCCUCAAACCUGUCGUCGUCUGAAGACUUGAGGAGCGUCUUCACAGAGGAGGUCCUGCCCCCGCUCUACCUGGCCCUGUGCAUUGUGGGAUUGCUCCUGAACGCCGUGGCCUCCUUCGUGUUCUGCCGCGUGCCCUCUGACGCCGCCCUGGUGGUGUACCUGAAGAACAUGCUGCUGGCCGACCUCCUCAUGCUCCUCUGCUUCCCCUUCAAACUCCUGGCCCAGCUCGGGGUGGGAGGCUGGAGACUGCACGUGAUCAUGUGCAGGUUUGUGGCGGUCCUGUUUUACUCGUCCAUGUACACUGGAGUCAUGUUCAUGGGUCUCAUCAGUUUGGAACGAUACACAAAGAUCGUCCGACACUCCCAACCCAACAUUUUUGGGCGUGUCUCUGUGGUUCACUUCCUGCAGAGUCCUGGCUCCGCCUUCGCCGUUGCCGUGGGGACGUGGGGCCUGAUGCUUCUGAGCGCGCUCCCCAACGUCCUGCUGACGAGCCGCGAACCCAACGAGACCAACGCCAGACGCUGCAUGGACCUGAAGACGGAGCUGGGCAAGAGCUGGCACCAGGCGUCGUCCAUCUUCUCGGUGGGCGUGUUCUGGCUGACCCUGGUUGUCAUGGUGACCUGUUACACCUCCAUCGGGGUCCACGUGUAUCGCUCGUAUCGGCGCGUUCGCUCAAACUCUUCCGUCUGCAGGAAGUCGAGGCGCAGCAUCCUCAGCCUCCUCCUCGUCUUCGCCCUGUGCUUCGUCCCGUACCACCUCUGCAGAAUCCCCUACACUUUAAGCCAGAUGCCCCGGUCCGGAUUCAGCCAGCACUCCAGGUUCGUGCUGUUCCAGGUGAAGGAGGCGACGCUCACCUUGGCCUCGGUGAACGUGUGUCUGGACCCUCUGGUUUACUUCCUCAUGUGUCGCUCCUUCAGACACACUCUGCUCCAGACCCGGAUCUCCUCCUGCUCCUCGACCUCCAGAGAGAGACGCCCAUCUGUGAGCACCAGCCCCAGUCUGUCCAACGCACACACCACCUGA
Boleophthalmus pectinirostris (great blue-spotted mudskipper) is the source of this 1083-nucleotide messenger RNA. RefSeq names its product P2Y purinoceptor 14-like. Gene Ontology annotation, cellular component: membrane. Lineage: Eukaryota; Metazoa; Chordata; Actinopteri; Gobiiformes; Gobiidae. Gene Ontology annotation, biological process: G protein-coupled receptor signaling pathway. Gene Ontology annotation, molecular function: G protein-coupled purinergic nucleotide receptor activity. The transcript is spliced from 7 exons. Bases 1 to 1083 code for a protein of 360 amino acids. The record is from RefSeq and is a predicted model, not a curated record.